CCCCAGCUCUGAGCGAGCUCCCGGCCCGACCCCGAGCUCGCGCGGAGGUGGGAGGGCUGUGACGUCACAACCAGGCUUCUUGGCCCGGGACAAGGACCCUGAUUGUGAUUGGAUAAUGCGGAUGAAGGCGGUGAUGGGGAAGAAGGGCGGGAACAAAUCCCAGAGACAAAGAAAGAAGGCCUUUGGUGUGUGCGGGACCUGCAGCCCCGGGUCGGGGGGCUCUGGGGUGUACAGCUGGGAAUGCAGUCCAUCGCGCUCCGGGUCAACCUGCUUGAACCUCCACAAACCUUGUGAGGACUGGCCCCGCAGCAUCCUAAAGACCAGCACCACCAUCCUGAUGCAGAAAUCCCUCGGCGCUGAGAAGAAAAAGGCCCAGCGGUGGGAUGAAAUGAACAUCCUGGCCACCUACCACCCCGCUGACAAGAAUUACGGGUUUAUGAAGGUGGACGAGCCCAGCACCCCCUACCACAGGCUGCAGGACAGCGAUGAGGACAUGCCUGGGGCGGUCUCUCACACAGUGACUCCCCAGGCGCUGGCCGAAAGGUUUGCAACAAUGGACAAUUUCUACCCCAAGGUCCUGCGGUACCAUAAUAACAGAAGCUCAGAGUCUUCAGACGUCUUUUCCAAGACACACUCCAGUGAUUUUGACAAGCACCGAAAGUCACACUACGAUGAGGGAAAGUUCCUCAUGGCUCAGAAAAGCCUUCCCUUCAGUAAGAACAAGCCCUGCCAUGGGGCUCACUCCAGUCUGGGCAGCGGCGGUCAGGUCAUGGAGCCCAGGCCUGUGGAGAGAGGCCGGAUGGGAGGACUGACCGGAGAAGUCCAAGAUGAGAUUGGUCUGGUGACCAGGAACCAUGUCCCAGAAGUCAAGGGGGGGGCUCUUAUGGACACCUGUGGAUCCCUGGAUGCCCCAGGCAGCCAGAAGACUCAGCGUGAUUGGGAUGACUCCUCAGAUCCCCCUACCUUCAGAAACCUGCCCCUGCCUUCAGCCACCGUCGUGUGGGACCAGGACAUUGAUCGGCAGCGCAAGGAGUAUUAUAGCAAGGGAAGGUAUCUCAGAUGCUCUCCCCACCCAGAGCUUGAGGAGGACACAGAAGACGAGCCCGAGCAGCGGGACAGUGAGAGCUGGGCGGGGUCAGCCCGGGGCAGGGGGUGCCGACAACCAACAGACUUGAGGGGUGCCCCAACCUUGACCCCCUGAUCCUGCCAGGCUCUGCACGUUUUAACUGGGUGAUUGAGAGUCCCACAGGCACUGAGGUCCGUCUACUGGAGCACACAGGAAGCCCCGUUCAGGAUCCCCAGGC
This is a messenger RNA of Lontra canadensis (Northern American river otter), 1304 nucleotides long. RefSeq lists its product as uncharacterized. The record is from RefSeq and is a predicted model, not a curated record. Bases 116 to 1201 code for a protein of 361 amino acids. Gene Ontology annotation, biological process: regulation of signal transduction. NCBI's taxonomy places the organism in Eukaryota, Metazoa, Chordata, Mammalia, Carnivora, Mustelidae. The transcript is spliced from 7 exons. Gene Ontology annotation, molecular function: protein phosphatase inhibitor activity.